CUGUUCUGUCACAUCAACAGCCGUUUCCGCACUUGAUCCUUCUUUUUCUUCUUCCAAACUCUCACUUAGUAAAGCUUUGAAAUUGUGAUUUGCAGCUUCGUACUCAGAAGUUAGAACCCAUCCCUCGCAAUUCCAGCUACCUAUUAGGACACACAACUUUCUCAUAUCGCAGAGACAAAUUCAAAUCUGAACCAGGUCUUCGAUGGGUGUAGUGAGAGGAGUGAUAUUGGAUGAAUCGGUACUCUUAACUGAAGGUGGUGAGGAUAAAAAUGGAUUCAUACUACGGCCAGGAGCCGAGUCUCUCAUCCAAACACUCUCUCGGUCCAAAAUUCAUAUAGGAAUCUCGUAUGACGUGGACUCUCUAGAUGGCAAGGUGAGUGUUCUUCAAAGUAAUGCAAGUUUGAAAAAUUUUGAUUGUUUUAUCUUAAAUGAUCCUACGAAUGAGAUUAUGCCUGCAUGGAGCAUUAAUACUGAUGGCGGGAUUGUUUAUCUAGUUUCUAACAAGAAGGAGGUCUUACCUAAAUUAAGCAGUUAUAAAUGGCUUCUUGUUGUUUUGAACGAUGGAGAUGAAAGCUUGUAUUACACAACAGAUGCACUUCGGAUACAAAAUUUGGCAGAGUUUCCCUUGACUAUGUGCCAGUUGAAUAAAAGUUCAACUGGAACUAAUGCUGCAACUGUGGGGUAUAUAAUGAAGCCUUCUCGAGUUGUAGAUUUUGCAAACAGGGGUGCAUUUCCAUUAUGUCCUACUCAAAAUGGGUUGAUGUUUGUGCCUCUCACACCCAUGCUUCCUUUAUCAACUCAAUUGAAGAACGUUGAUAUAGUUCUCCACAAAGCCACAGAUGAGAUAUUAUCCGUUGAAGACAAUAAAAUUACUUUCACGGAAAACAUACAAGAACUGCAAAGAUAUUUGGAACUUCACCAGGAUCUUUGUGUGAUUGACCCACUGACGAACAUAUAUCCAUUAUUGGAUAGACUAGAAAUACAGCAAAUUCUACUUGGCUUAGAAGAACUAAAUAGGGAAGGAAGCCAUUUGAUUAGAGGGGCCCAUUUUCUUAAGAUAGAUAAUUUUGAAGAAUUUAAUUUCGAGACUGGGUUAGCUGAAGCUAGAUUGUCUCUUCCAUGUAUAGUGAAACCUAAGAUUGCUUGUGGUGUUGGUGAUGCACAUAAGAUGGCAAUUGUUUUCAGAGUUGAUGAUUUUAAGAAUGUUGAUGUUCCUCUUCCAGCUGUUAUCCAGGAAUAUGUGGAUCAUUCAUCUACUUUGUAUAAAUUUUAUGUUUUGGGUGAGAAAAUUUUUCAUGCUGUCGAGAAUUCUAUACCAAAUGCUGAUGUUUUGAAGAAAUCAUCCAAUGGCGAUGAACUCAAACCUCUAGAGUUUGACAGCUUAAAAUCUUUACCCACCGCCAGUGGUGACUGCAGCGCAACGAGCGGAGAGUCUAUCGAUGUUAAACUGGUUACAGAUGCUGCAAAUUGGCUUCAAAGAAGGCUUCAGCUUACCAUCUUUGGUUUUGAUGUUGUAAUUCAGGAAGGUACGCGAGAUCAUGUAAUUGUGGAUGUUAAUUAUCUCCCUUCAUUUAAGGAAGUAGGUGAUGAAAUCUCAAUACCUGCCUUCUGGGAAUCCAUUAGAGGUAAGUAUGACCUUAGGUUGUCUAAAUAA
This is a messenger RNA of Arachis stenosperma, 1654 nucleotides long. Its product is annotated as inositol 1,3,4-trisphosphate 5/6-kinase 4-like. Gene Ontology annotation, cellular component: cytoplasm. The record is from RefSeq and is a predicted model, not a curated record. Lineage: Eukaryota; Viridiplantae; Streptophyta; Magnoliopsida; Fabales; Fabaceae. Gene Ontology annotation, molecular function: magnesium ion binding; inositol-1,3,4-trisphosphate 5-kinase activity; ATP binding. The coding region runs from base 203 to 1654 and encodes 483 amino acids. The transcript has 2 exons. Gene Ontology annotation, biological process: inositol trisphosphate metabolic process.